GAAACGGAAAGCUUGGGAAGAAAGGCAAGCUCGCAUCAAAUUAUAUACUGCUGCUGCUCUGGUGAAGUCUCUAAUCCGAUUGUAAUCCACAUUUUGUUGCGGAUAAACAUUUUAAUUAGCAUCUUGUUCUUCUUCUCAGAUCCAGAUCUUUAUAUCAGAUAUUCAAUUGUUGGAGCAUCUUUGUGUGGAUUGAAACAUGUCUCGGAGGUAUGAUAGCCGUACAACAAUCUUCUCCCCGGAAGGUCGCCUCUACCAGGUUGAGUACGCAAUGGAGGCGAUUGGCAAUGCAGGGAGUGCCAUCGGUAUAUUAUCCAAAGACGGGGUUAUAUUGGUUGGUGAAAAGAAAGUGACUUCCAAGCUUCUUCAAACCUCUGCAUCCACUGAGAAAAUGUACAAGAUUGAUGACCAUGUCGCUUGUGCUGUUGCUGGAAUCAUGUCUGAUGCCAACAUCCUCAUCAACACAGCUCGAGUCCAAGCUCAGCGGUAUGCCUUUGCCUACCAAGAGCCGAUGCCAGUUGAACAGCUGGUCCAGUCCUUGUGCGACACCAAGCAAGGCUACACUCAGUUUGGUGGGCUCCGUCCAUUUGGUGUUUCUUUCCUUUUCGCAGGGUGGGAUAAGAACUAUGGCUUUCAGCUCUACAUGAGUGAUCCGAGUGGAAAUUAUAGCGGCUGGAAGGCCGCAGCUAUUGGAGCGAAUAACCAGGCUGCUCAGUCGAUGCUCAAGCAAGACUACAAGGAAGAAAUAACGAGGGAGGAGGCCAUUCAGCUCGCUAUCAAGGUGCUUAGUAAGACGAUGGACAGCACAAGUCUCACUUCAGAGAAGCUUGAAUUGGCUGAGGUGUUCCUCUCUAAUGGAACAGUCAAGUACAAGGUUUGCUCGCCCGAGGCCCUAAAUCAGCUGUUGCUCAAGUCGGGAGUUACUCAACCUGCUGCAGAUGCCUCAUAAAGCUUGUAUCUUGUUCGACCGUAGUGUCUGAACCUGUUUUCUGCUUGUUUCUGAAUCUGCCAUUGAUGAAAUGUUCUGUGUUGAAUUCUAUCUAAAAUGCAGCUAAUGCUUUGAACUUCUUUUA
This is a messenger RNA of Salvia hispanica, 1070 nucleotides long. RefSeq names its product proteasome subunit alpha type-4-like. Gene Ontology annotation, cellular component: proteasome core complex; proteasome core complex, alpha-subunit complex. Lineage: Eukaryota; Viridiplantae; Streptophyta; Magnoliopsida; Lamiales; Lamiaceae. Gene Ontology annotation, biological process: ubiquitin-dependent protein catabolic process. The record is from RefSeq and is a predicted model, not a curated record.